AUGGCCGAUCCGCUAGUAGUAUUCAUCACCGGCGCUGGCAGAGGUAUCGGAUUUGCACUGACCCAAGCUUACCUUUUACAACCGAAUUGUACUGUUAUCGCAAGCACCCGCAAAGAAUCUGCGGAGCUGAAGGCUUUAUCAACUGAAAAUGGGUCCAAGCUACUUCUAUUAGAAGCCGCCGGCAUCCGCUAUAUCGACGUCGUCAUUGCUAACUCUGGAGUGAGUCCACCGGUAGACCCGCUUGAUACGGUCGAUCUGGAAGAGAUGUCGACCACCUUCAAAAUCAAUGCCCUCGGCCCUCUAGCAUUAUUCCAAGCCACCAAGGACUUACUUCAGAAAUCAAGUAAUCCGAGAUGGGUGUCUGUCAGCAGUGCCGCGGGUUCCAUCAGUGCCAUGGAGGCCUUUGGGGCCUACAUCGCGCCCGCUUACAGCGUCUCCAAAGCGGCAUUGAAUUGGAUAACCCUAUCGGCACACUGUGGUAAUCAAUGGCUGACUGCUUUCGCUGUGAACCCCGGUCUUGUUGCAACUGAUAUGGGCAAUAAAACUGCCAAGUUCUUGGGACUAGAGAAGGCACCCUAUACCCAGGAGUACUGUGCCGAGCAUAUUAUCAAUCUUAUUGAAAAGGCAAGUCUUGAGAGCACGUCUGGAAAGUUCAUUGACGCCAUCAAGGGCGAAGAAGUCCCCUGGUAA
Molecule: messenger RNA, 690 nt
Organism: Lachnellula hyalina
Lineage: Eukaryota; Fungi; Ascomycota; Leotiomycetes; Helotiales; Lachnaceae
Product: Norsolorinic acid ketoreductase
Exons: 6
Coding region: 1-690 (229 amino acids)
Molecular function (GO): oxidoreductase activity, acting on the CH-OH group of donors, NAD or NADP as acceptor
Source: RefSeq, a predicted model, not a curated record